UGGCUCCAGGCUACUUGCUAAUUGAAUCGCCUCUUUUCGCUUUUCCUUGAAUAGACUUUUCGUCGUAACUACUCACUAGCUACUCUUUUCCAUUUGGCAUUACCAAAUCCUUUCCUACGUUCAUCAUUGCUGCCUGCACCCAUCUAUGGAUCCCUUCAUUAACAUUCUUUGCCUUUGCUGUGUCCUGCUACUCUUUACUACCGCAGGUACAAAACAAAACAACAAAACUCUUCUCGCCGAGUUCACACUGGGCACCGUUGGCCAAGAUUUCUACGACGUGAGUCUGGUGGAUGGCUAUAAUCUCCCCAUGAUCGUGGAAGGGAGUGGCGGGUCGGCUCUGUGCCCUUCCACCGGUUGCACUUCGGAUCUCAGCUUGCAAUGUCCGAAGGAGCUGAAGAGCGGCGACGGAAGCGCGUGCAAGAGCGCGUGCGAGGCCUUUGGCAGCCCUGAAUACUGCUGCAGCGGAGAGUAUGGUUCGCCGGCCACGUGUAGACCUUCUGUGUACUCUGAAAUGUUCAACGCUGCUUGCCCCACAUCGUAUAGCUACGCUUAUGACGAUGCUUCAAGUACGUUUACUUGUGCUGCUGCAGAUUACACACUCACCUUCUGUCCAUCCUCUCCCAGUCAGAAAUCUUCAAGAGAUAGCAGUCCAAUGACGUCAACAGCGUCACAACAAGGAUCAGAUUCAGGAGCGACGGGGGAGUAUUCCAUUGAUGGUUAUGGUUAUGGUUCAUCACAAGGGUCCGGAGAGGCUGUGCUAGCAGAUGGGUCAUACUUAGCUGGUUUGGCUAUGGGAGGAUCUCACAAGCUCUCUUUCUCUUUUACCUCUUUGCUUCUUCUCUUCUUCUUCUCAUACUCGUAGCUUGUGCUUCCUAGAAUAUUGUGUUGUACAUGCAUGGGUAGUGGAUUUUUGCGGGUUAAUUAAUAGGUUCAUCAAUUUCGGCUUUGCCACAUGUUCUUCCCGAUUGAAAACCACUUUUAGAUUAAAAAAAAUCAGGUUUCUGAGGAUAACGUUUAUAUUUAUAUUUAUAUGUUAAGCUUGAGAUUUAAAUCCUUGUAUGCUAAUAAAUAUAA
Molecule: messenger RNA, 1074 nt
Organism: Cajanus cajan (pigeon pea)
Lineage: Eukaryota; Viridiplantae; Streptophyta; Magnoliopsida; Fabales; Fabaceae
Product: thaumatin-like protein 1
Source: RefSeq, a predicted model, not a curated record